Ictalurus punctatus (channel catfish) is the source of this 4665-nucleotide messenger RNA. Its product is annotated as mucin-5AC-like. The record is from RefSeq and is a predicted model, not a curated record. Bases 131 to 4390 code for a protein of 1419 amino acids. NCBI's taxonomy places the organism in Eukaryota, Metazoa, Chordata, Actinopteri, Siluriformes, Ictaluridae. The transcript is spliced from 3 exons.
GGUGACAUGUGACCAGGUGAAACUAAUUAUAUAAGUAGCAUGUUUAGGGUGGUGGUGGCUAUAGUAUUUGGGCAAAGUGUAGAUUUUAUGUUAGUAGUGGGGCCUCCUUUUGGUAAUCUUCUUUUGAGAUAUGUCAUGGGCAAUGAAGGGGCUCCAUCUAAUUUUCAUUGCUUUGGUUCUUUGGAGAGAUACAAGUGGAUUCGGAGUGUGGAAUACAACCUCUGUUGUUGAUUGGCAAGCUGGACGUUCUAAUGCAGCAUGGAACCAAAAUUUUCACUUCGCUACGCCUGUUCAAGCUUUGGAGCUACUGUCCAGAAAAAGUGCAAACGGAAAUGUUGACGGAGGAAAUUCUAGUAGUUUCAGUUAUACUUCAGAAGUCCAAACUGCUCAACAGGAUUCUAGUUUUGUUCAGUCUUCUGGUGGUGCUGCUCAAGGUAAACCUGUACUAAAUGCUCAAGGUCAAGCAACUCCCAUGGUUCAACCGCAGGACAACUUGAUGACUCAGUCCUCAAGGCUCUAUUGGUUUGAAUCUCUCAAGCCUGAAAACUGUGGCACUUUGCUCUCUCAAUCUUGGCCUCAAAAAGGUCAGAAUAACGGUGGAUUCCAAAGACCAUCCAGGUUCCAGUUUGGGGGCACUGCAAACCAGACAUCUGGAUCCCAGACCCAGUCGUCAUACCAGCCUAGCACCACAACACAGGUUCAGUCUAUUGCCCAGCCUGAGUCUUUCGGAGCUUCAGCUUCAUAUCCAAGUCAAACCUCUGGCAUGUACUCUGUUGUACAGGGUCCUCUGAUUGCAUCCUCUUCCCAAAUGCCUGGGUUCCACAUCCAGUCAUCAUACCAGCCUGGCACCACAACACAGGUUCAGACAGGCCAGUCUGCGUCUACAUCUCAGGCUCAGUCCUCUGGUGCGUCAACGUUGUAUCGAGGGAUUAGCUCUGGCAGGUAUCUGACUUCACUGGGUCAUAUAAUUCCAUCCUCCUCCCAGUCUGUGGUCACUACAAACCAGACAUCUGGAUCCCAGACCCAGUCAUCAUACCAGCCUGGCACCACAACACUGCUUCAGACAGGCCAGUCUGCUUCUACAUCUCAGGCUCUUGGCAGCCAUGGAGCUGCACCUUCAGGACAUGCUAAAUGGUACACCAUUGUACAAGGUCAGACAAUUCCAUCUUCUCAAGCCUCUGGAUCCCAGACCCAGUCAUCAUACCAGCCUGGCACCACAACACAGGUUCAGACAGUCCAGUCUGCUUCUACAUCUCAGGCUCAGUCCUCUGGUGCAUCAACAUUGUAUCCAGGGAUUAGGAGGAAUGUGACUUCUCUGGGUCAUGGCUUUCCAUACUCAACCCAGUCUGUGGUGACCGCAAACCAGACAUCUGGAUCCCCGACCCAGUCAUCAUACCAGCCUAGCACUACAACACUCCUUCAGACAGGCAGGCCUGUUCUUCCUCAGAGUCAGCCUUCGGGAGCUUCUGCUUCAUAUCCAAGUCAAACCUCUGGCGUGUACAAUAUUGCACAGCGUCCAUUGACUGCAAACCUUUCCGAAAUACCUGGGUUCCACAUCCAGUCAUCAUACCAGCCUGGCACUACAACACUGCUUCAGACAGGCCAGUCUGCGUCUACAUCUCAGGCUCAGUCCUCUGGUGCAUCAACAUUGUAUCAAGGAAUUAGGAGGAAUGUGACUUCUCUGGGUCAUGGCUUUCCAUACUCAACCCAGUCUGUGGUGACUGCAAACCAGACAUCUGGAUCCCAGACCCAGUCAUCAUACCAGCCUGGCACUACAACACUUCUUCAGACAGGCCAGUCUGCUCCUACAUCUCAGGCUCAGUCCUCUGGUGCAUCAACAUUGUAUCAAGGAAUUAGGAGGAAUGUGACUUCUCUGGGUCAUGGCUUUCCAUACUCAACCCAGUCUGUGGUGACUGCAAACCAGACAUCUGGAUCCCAGACCCAGUCAUCAUACCAGCCUGGCACCACAACACUGCUUCAGACAGGCCAGUCUGCUUCUACAUCUCAGGCUCUUGGCAGCCAUGGAGCUGCACCUUCAGGACAUGCUAAAUGGUACACCAUUGUACAAGGUCAGACAAUUCCAUCUUCUCAAGCGUCUGGAUCCCAGACCCAGUCAUCAUACCAGCCUAGCACUACAACACUGCUUCAGACAGGCCAGCCUGUUCUUCCUCAGAGUCAGCCUUCGGGAGCUUCUGCUCCAUAUCCAAGUCAAACCUCUGGCGUGUACAAUAUUGCACAGCGUCCAUUGACUGCAACCCUUUCCGAAAUACCUGGGUUCCACAUCCAGUCAUCAUACCAGGCUGGCACUACAACACUGCUUCAGACAGGCCAGUCUGCGUCUACAUCUCAGGCUCAGUCCUCUGGCGCAUCAACGUUGUAUCAAGGGAUUAGCUCUGGCAGGUAUCUGACGUCACUGGGUCAUAUAAUUCCUUCCUCCUCCCAGUCUGUGGUCACUACAAACCAGACAUCUGGAUCCCAGACCCAGUCAUCAUACCAGCCUGGCACUACAACACUGCUUCAGACAGCCCAGUCUGCUCCUACAUCUCAGGCUCAGUCCUCUGGUGCAUCAACAUUGUAUCAAGGAAUUAGGAGGAAUGUGACUUCUCUGGGUCAUGGCUUUCCAUACUCAACCCAGUCUGUGGUGACUGCAAACCAGACAUCUGGAGCCCAGACCCAGUCAUCAUACCAGCCUGGCACCACAACACUGCUUCAGACAGGCCAGUCUGCUUCUACAUCUCAGGCUCUUGGCAGCCAUGGAGCUGCACCUUCAGGACAUGCUAAAUGGUACACCAUUGUACAAGGUCAGACAAUUCCAUCUUCUCAAGCCUCUGGAUCCCAGACCCAGUCAUCAUACCAGCCUAGCACUACAACACUCCUUCAGACAGGCCAGCCUGUUCUUCCUCAGAGUCAGCCUUCGGGAGCUUCUGCUUCAUAUCCAAGUCAAACCUCUGGCGUGUACAAUAUUGCACAGCGUCCAUUGACUGCAACCCUUUCCGAAAUACCUGGGUUCCACAUCCAGUCAUCAUACCAGCCUGGCACUACAACACUGCUUCAGACAGGCCAGUCUGCGUCUACAUCUCAGGCUCAGUCCUCUGGCGCAUCAACAUUGUAUCAAGGAAUUAGGAGGAAUGUGACAUCUCUGGGUCAUGGCUUUCCAUACUCAACCCAGUCUGUGGUGACUGCAAACCAGACAUCUGGAUCCCAGACCCAGUCAUCAUACCAGCCUAGCACUACAACACUCCUUCAGACAGGCCAGCCUGUUCUUCCUCAGAGUCAGCCUUCGGGAGCUUCUGCUUCAUAUCCAAGUCAAACCUCUGGCGUGUACAAUAUUGCACAGCGUCCAUUGACUGCAACCCUUUCCGAAAUACCUGGGUUCCACAUCCAGUCAUCAUACCAGCCUGGCACUACAACACUGCUUCAGACAGGCCAGUCUGCGUCUACAUCUCAGGCUCAGUCCUCUGGCGCAUCAACAUUGUAUCAAGGAAUUAGGAGGAAUGUGACUUCUCUGGGUCAUGGCUUUCCAUACUCAACCCAGUCUGUGGUGACUGCAAACCAGACAUCUGGAUCCCAGACCCAGUCAUCAUACCAGCCUGGCACCACAACACUGCUUCAGACAGGCCUGUCUGCUUCUACAUCUCAGGCUCAGUCCUCUGGUGCCUCAACAUUCUAUCAAGGGAUUAGCUCUGGCAGGUAUCUGACUUCACUGGGUCAGAGCAUUCCAUCCUCCUCCCACUCUGUGGUCACUACAAACAAAAUCUCUGGAUUGCAGGACCAGUCAUUUCAGCCUGACACCACAACAAAUGCUUUGGUGGGUCAGUCUGCUUCUACAUCUUUGGCUCACGGCAACUUUCAGGCUCCAAAUUGGCAUACGAUAACUCCUCCUAGAUUCCAUAAUUUGCUACGGAACGUGUCGGUUUCUCAAUCUCUGAGCUCUGAUCCCCAAACAAGAACAAUCAACAAUAUUUUGCCGUUUCUGAACCAAAGUGCUGGGACUUCUGCCAUGUCUCAGAAUAAUGUACAGACCCCAGCAUUUCACACAUCUACACACUUCUCACCUGUCCCACAAACUGUUGCCACUCCCCCAGUCUCUCUACCCAAGCCUUGCCGACAGACACAAUGCUCAAUGGUGGAGAGUGCAAUUGCCUCUAUAGCAUCCAGCCAAACCUCUCCUCGUGUUGCCACAUCAUCUCAAGGCACAGGCUCUUUUGCUGCUGUACCCAUUCCAGGUACCUCACAGAAUUUUGCAGGCAUUGAUUUCCAGGGUACAUUGCCAGUACAUGACCAGUACAGCUCGGUGUGUAACUUUCCAUUUGGUUUCUGCAAUUCUCCUCAAGGAGCUGCAAACAACAAAUUUGUUCGAAGCCAGAGUGUACAGACACACAACCUGUGAACCAAGAAUUCAUGGGACACUUUCUGGAAUCAGUGCCUCAUCAGCAUUCUGUGUUCCACAAAGCUUUUCCAAUACACCUGAAAUUGUGAGCUCAGCCACUUACAGCUCCCCCCCCCCCCCCCCCCCCCCCCCCAUUUCACAACACCAGGCCCUCCUGACAAUCUCAACUGUAAGAUUAACUACUGAGUGCUUUGAUCGCUGACUGAAUAUAUGCUCAUUUGUGGUGCUUUUUAUUGUUUGCCUGAAUUUUUGUUGCAAUAAAAGGAGAAUGCACA